Molecule: messenger RNA, 1386 nt
Organism: Notodromas monacha
Lineage: Eukaryota; Metazoa; Arthropoda; Ostracoda; Podocopida; Cyprididae
Source: the annotation of a GenBank genome assembly
AUGGAAUGCAAGGCUACGUCCUUCCAGGAAGGGGUAACACCGGCAGAAGCUUUUUUUCAGAAACCGGCAACUCUUGAGUCAGACAAAACUUUUGGAGUAACGCCGCCGGAAAUUACUGAACAACUUGCCUGCAUCCCACAGGUGAACGCCAAGGCCCGGGAAGAAUUAUUUGCCUUGGCUAACCAACGCAAGUGGCCCCACUUCCAACCUUGCAAAAUGGUUGCCAUCCGUCCCAGACUACCUACGGUGAAGCAGCACGCAGCGGACCGCCAAUUCCGCAUUCAGCAGUUUGGUCCCUUCAUGGUGAUCCGGAAUCUCGGACACAGCAAAUACCACGUCGGCGCCGGAAAGGACAUUUGCAGAGCAAACACAUGGGAAUUAGUUCCAGUCUGUGGCCUGCCUCGCCCCCCAGACCCCAUCUGGAAAGAGUUCAUAUCUCCUCUUUUUCAACCCUCUUCAGAGGAUCCUUACCUGGCGACAGAUACUCUCUUUGCCGACUCCAAGCAUGGCUUCUCAUGGCAGACAUUUAUUUUAUUCGUAGUUCUCGAGCGAAUGGCCAUGUUUCAUGCGAAUGAAGAUAAGCCAUCGACGACGGUUUCGAACAGACUCGAGGAGUAUCUUCUUCUCGCCAAAUCCGCUCAUGGAGCUGCCGCAGUUGAUCUAAUCCGAAGAGUAACGGAAGCUCCGGGCGUUUAUACAUUCGGUGAGCUUCUUCGCAUGCCGAACAUCUCAGCCCUGAAGGACGGACCUCAUCAAACGUGGGUUGAAUUCCUGCGUAUAUUUGCUUAUGGAACAGUGAAAAAUUAUAAGGAACGGGAAAAAGAAUUUCCCGCGCUUUCGGCUGCACAACUUCAGAAACUUCGUCAUCUCACUGUGGUAACUCUUGCGACAAGAGAGAAAAGCAUUCCCUAUUCAACUCUACAAGACGGCCUCGAAAUCGUCAGUGUUCGGGAAUUGGAAGAUUUGAUCAUAGAAUCUUGUUACGCUGGUAUAAUCCAAGCCAAGUUGGAUCAGAAAAGAAAUAUGGUAGAGGUUAGCUUCGUCAUUGGACGUGAUGUCGAAGAUCAAGAUAAGAAGACAAUUAUUAAUACCCUAGAGGCGUGGUGUGAUACUUGCGAAACGCUGCUCGGAUCGUUGCAGAAACAGAUUCUGGUUUCGAACCAAGCCCGUGAAGCACACGUUACCGUGAGAACUUCCUUGGAGCAGCAGGUCGCUAGCAUUCGGAUGAAUCAACGUUCCAAUAAAGAAGAUGGUGAAUGUGGUGAUGCCGGUGACGUGCUCAACCCUGGUAGAUCUACCCCCAUGCUCGACAAAACGAAAAAGCAGGUCAAAGCUAGGCUCACCCGUGGUUCAGCGAACAAUAUUGGCACCAACCGCUGGAAGUAA